GGGGGGGAGAAAAGGAGCAGCCGCGGCAGAGCAGCAGCGAGCGGUGCCCGCAGCUGCAUCGCACCUUGCUCCUCCUCGCCGCCACCAUGCAGCCCUCCCGCAGCCUCCUGCUCCUCGCCUGCCUCCUGGCCGCCGCAGCCGCCUCCGCCGUCGUCAGGAUCCCCCUGCAGAAGUUCCGCUCGAUCCGUCGGACCCUCACGGAGGCCUCGGGGACCCCCGAGGACCUGUUGGCCCGGGGCCCCGCCCCCAAAUACACGCUGGGCGGCCCCACCCCCGAGAUCCUCAACAACUACCUGGACGCUCAGUACUAUGGGGCCAUCGGAAUCGGGACCCCCCCCCAGACUUUCACCGUGGUCUUCGACACCGGCUCUUCCAACCUGUGGGUGCCCUCCAUCCACUGCAGCUUCCUGGACUUCGCGUGCUGGAUCCAUCACAAGUACAACUCCAAGGAGUCCAGCUCAUACGUGAAGAACGGGACCGAGUUCGCCAUCACCUACGGCAGCGGGAGCCUCUCCGGGUACCUGAGCCAGGACACCGUGUCGGUCGGGGACAUAAAACUGGAGCGGCAGGUGUUCGGGGAGGCCAUUAAGCAGCCGGGCGCCACUUUCCUCCUGGCCAAGUUCGACGGCAUCCUGGGGAUGGCCUUCCCCCGCAUCAGCGUGGAUGGCGUCGUCCCCUUCUUCGACAACCUCAUGAACCAGAAGCUGGUGGAGAAGAAUGUGUUCUCCUUCUACCUCAACAGGGACCCAGAUGCGCAGCCCGGCGGGGAGCUGAUGCUCGGGGGCACUGACCCCAAAUACUAUACCGGCACCAUCAACUACGUCAACGUCACCCGCAAGGCCUACUGGCAGGUCCACAUGGAUGGGGUGACUGUGGGCAGCCAGCUGUCGCUGUGCAAAGGCGGCUGCGAGGCCAUCGUGGACACGGGCACCUCCCUCAUCGCCGGCCCGGUCAGCGAGGUCAAGGCCCUGCAAGCGGCCAUCGGCGCCGUGCCCCUGUACCAGGGGGAGUACAUGAUUCCCUGCAACAAAGUCCCCAGCCUGCCCCCCAUCAGCUUCAAGCUCGGCUCUCAGACCUACAGCCUGACCGGAGAACAAUACGUGCUUAAGGUGACCCAAGCGGGCCGCACCAUGUGCCUGAGCGGCUUCCUGGGCAUGGACAUCCCCCCGCCGGGCGGCCCUCUCUGGAUCCUGGGCGACGUGUUCAUCGGACAGUACUACACCGUCUUCGACCGAGACAACAGCCGCGUUGGCUUCGCCAAGGCCCGCUGAACGCCCCCCCCGACCCCUGAGGUCUCCCCCCGUCCCAGGCCGGCCCGCUCCUGCCUCUCUGUUCUCCGUUCCCUUCGCUCGCCUCGGGUCGGGGCAGAGCAGGGGAGGGUAUAGUCAGGCAGAGACCCCACCCUCUCGGCCCCCCUCACUGACCCCUCCCAGCCUUUUCCGUUGGCCUGUUGUAAUCCUCUGUGGUCACUGCUGUUAGCACAAGGGUUUUGGCUUCUUCGUUCCUUGAAUGUCCGGAUAACUUUCAAUUUUUCCGUUGGCCUGGCGGGGGUGGGGGCUCUGAGUUCCUGCUUCUCUCCCCUCCCUGAAUCGGGGUGGGGGGCAGUGGAAGGCCACAGACCCUUCCCCUCUGUCCCCACUCUUGGAUAUUGACUGCGCCUCUGGUCUGCCCUUGAGUUGGGGAGUGAGACCGGGGCUUGGGUUUACAGUAGCAUAGUGAGAGCCCCUCCCCCCGCCCCCCCCAGUCUCUCAGAAGGGCGGGGGGAUAGGCCCCGGCUUGCCCCUCUUCCCCACCCCCUCUCCCAAUGUGUGGCAGCACCCCCACCUCUACCCAAAGCGAGGGGUUCCAACCCUUUUUUCUUGAGCCCCCUCCCCUAGGCACCACCUUCCCAUAAAUACGACGUGCUGCAGCCCGGAGCCCAAGAGAGGGUGGGGGGAAGUUCCUUGUGGGGGGACUGGAAGUGAGCAGGAGUGCAGGCAGUGGGAAGGGGGCCCCGGUCCCCCUUUCCUUCCACCCCCUUCCCACCAAAACCCGGCUGAGCCUGCUGGAGGGCAACGGGAUCCAGCACCGGGGGAGUUGGGAGAUCCUUCCUACCUGCUGCCCGCCCCUGCUCUAGCGGGGGAGGAGGAAGGAGGUGAUGAAAGCCAGCUGGACCCUCUCUUGGGGGGGGUUGGGGGGCUCUCCAAGCCUCCCACCCCCACUCCUUCUACCCCCUGCCACCUUAGACAAGUGCAAUGAAAAUACAGAUGGUUUUCGGUCCUA
Molecule: messenger RNA, 2262 nt
Organism: Ornithorhynchus anatinus (platypus)
Lineage: Eukaryota; Metazoa; Chordata; Mammalia; Monotremata; Ornithorhynchidae
Gene: CTSD
Product: cathepsin D
Exons: 9
Coding region: 87-1271 (394 amino acids)
Biological process (GO): proteolysis
Cellular component (GO): lysosome
Molecular function (GO): aspartic-type endopeptidase activity
Source: RefSeq, a predicted model, not a curated record